Molecule: messenger RNA, 1161 nt
Organism: Psilocybe cubensis
Lineage: Eukaryota; Fungi; Basidiomycota; Agaricomycetes; Agaricales; Agrocybaceae
Product: putative RNA-binding protein
Exons: 4
Coding region: 1-1161 (386 amino acids)
Molecular function (GO): RNA binding
Source: RefSeq, a predicted model, not a curated record
AUGUUCAUUGGAGGGUUGAAUUGGGAUACUACGGAUGAAUCCCUGCGCGACUACUUUACGCAAUUCGGCAAAGUGGACGCAUGCACGAUUAUGCGGGAUGCAGCGGGACGAUCUAGAUGUUUUGCGUUUUUGACGUUUGAGGAUCCUGCGAGUGUGAAUGCUGUUAUGGUUCGAGAGCAUGUGCUUGAUGGGAAAAUCAUCGACCCUAAACGCGCGAUCCCGCGCCAAGAACACCAACGAGCAACGAAACUAUUCAUCGGAGGUCUCGCGGGCAGUGUGACAUCCGAAUCGAUGCGCGAGUUUUUCAGUCAGUUUGGGAAAGUGAUUGAUUCUACUGUUAUGCUUGAUCGUGAGACGGGACGGAGUAAGGGGUUUGGGUUUGUGAGUUUUGAAGAUACGAAUGUGCAGCCUUUUUUGGGGUUUGGGAAUUUGGAGAUUGAUGGGAAGUUGAUUGAUGUGAAGCUUGCGCAGCCGAGGUAUCAGCGCGAUAAUUUCCCGCAUGAAGAUGCAGCUGUAGCCGGCGGCGACUUUUCGAGCGGAGGCGGGGGCGGUAUGGGUGGUGGCAUGGGCGGUGGCGGCGCGCCGCGGUUCAAUCAACAAGGAGGAGGAGGAGGAGGUGCAGGUGGAUUUGGAGGUGCAGGUGCAGCUGGUGGGGGUGCAGCAGCUCCCGCGGGGGGAGCGGGGAAUACGCCGUUUGAUCCGCAGGCGCUUGCGGCGCUUUAUACGCGCAUGUUCCAGAUGUCGGGUGCGGGUGCUAUGAAUCCUGCUAUGAUGGCUGGUGGGAUGGCAGGGGGGAUGGGGGGUGCGAUGGGUGCGGGUAUGGGGGGUGCGAUGGGGGGAGGGAUGAAUCCGAUGAUGGCUGCUGCUAUGGGCGGUGCGGGUGGGUUUGCGGGGGGGAUGAGGCCGGGGAUGGGGAUGGGGAUGGGGAUGGGCGCGGGUAUGGGGGGUGGGCAGGGGAUGGUUGGGAUGGGAAGGGGCGGUGCGGGGAUGAUGGGUGUGGGAGGGGGAGGUGCGGGUGGAGGAGGGGGGGGGAUGAAUCAGAAUAUUCCGAGGGGCCCGAGAGGGGGUCCUGGGGGCCCGCCGGGGGCGAUGGGUGCGGCGGGUGUUGGGCCGCAGAGGAGUCAGAGGGGGCAUAAUAAUUUCCAUCCGUAUGCCCGGUGA